Molecule: messenger RNA, 499 nt
Organism: Priapulus caudatus
Lineage: Eukaryota; Metazoa; Priapulida; Priapulimorpha; Priapulimorphida; Priapulidae
Product: cirhin-like
Exons: 6
Coding region: 128-499 (123 amino acids)
Biological process (GO): maturation of SSU-rRNA from tricistronic rRNA transcript (SSU-rRNA, 5.8S rRNA, LSU-rRNA)
Cellular component (GO): t-UTP complex; small-subunit processome; 90S preribosome
Molecular function (GO): protein binding; RNA binding
Source: RefSeq, a predicted model, not a curated record
AUAAUGGCAGCGUCCAUGAAGCAUCAUGCUUAAAGCUGCGUGCGCUUCAGUUUGAUCGUACUCGCAGUGCUUUUGUUCCAAAGCGACAGAGAACGGCUUAGAAACUAGCAGGUCCUUACCAGAGACCAUGAGUGAUUUUAGGGUGCAUAGAGUGAGGUUCUUUCAGUAUACACCUCAGGCUAUACAAGUCAUUGCUUUUGAUGACUCAGAAAAGAAGCUUGCUGUUGGAAGGGCCGAUAAUUCCAUAGAAAUUUGGAACUGCAAAGAGAACAUUUUCCACCAUGAAAAGACAAUCCAUGGAGAUUCCGGGCGCUCCGUGGAAUCCCUCGCCUGGCUCCGGGGAAGACUCUUCUCUGCAGGGUUGCAUGGCGACCUCACAGAAUACGAUCUCAGUAGACUGCGGCCCAAGACUACGUCGUUGGCAUCUGGUGGAGCCAUAUGGUGCAUGCAGCUAAACUGCGCCAAGGACUGCCUUGCCGUUCUUAUCAGUUCUUUAUGA